UGUCUUCGACCAACGUUAUCUUCGACUGAGUUCCGGAUUGUUUUAAACCGCCAAAAUCCAAUCCAAUCCAAUCCGGGAUCUCAGAGUGGCCUAGUCGCCUAGUGAGGUUGGUGAGGUCACCGACCUCUCUCACUCAUGCUUCGAGGUGAUGUCGGUGAAGUGGGUGAAGUCUGAUGUGAGGUUGGGUGAGGCCACUGUGGGGUGAGGCGGUCUAUGUCGGAGCUGCCAACGUUGCUGUUGGCUCCACGCAACUCCACGUCGACUCCUCCUCUCCCUGCUACGUCCGGCCGCGUGUGUUUACGUUCGGCUGCAGCUCGGCCAGCUCGGCUUUGGUUUUGGCGUUGAGUGAACGACCGCAGUUCGCGUGUGCUCCUGUGCGUGCUUUUGCCGUGUGGUCACUGUGAUUAGUGUUAUCUUGUGGUUUUGUUCUUCCACCCAAAUGCAGGAAUGCCUAGUCACCGGCGAAACUACUGUUUUGUGCUGGGCUGUAGAACAGGACACUCUCGCGUGAAGGACGCGCCGAAGGCGUCUUUGUUCGGUGUCCCCGAAGAUGAGGCACGGCGAAAGCUUUGGGAUAAGAACUUGCAUCGAGCGGACAAGACGUUGGAUGGGAUGUCUGCUGUGUGUGAAUUACAUUUUGAACCACGGUACGUAAUUAAAGAUUACGUGCACGUCAUUAACGGUGAAGAGGUACGCGUUCGGCGUGGGAAACCAAUGCUUUCGGCCGACGCAGUUCCUACGAUUCUCCCGAGCUAUUCGACGAAGAAAACACUGACGCACUCACGCACUGUUACGCACGCGAUCGCACCACCGCGCAGGAAAGCUUCAGGAGGAGUCGACCGGAGCACCAUCUCUCCAUUUAGACAGGAGCCGUCUCAGCAAGCGGACACGAUUGCUGUAGAACCCAGGAUCCCUGCCCUCUGCAGCACUCCUUCCUCCUCCACCUCAAGUGGUCCCAGGCCGUCGGGCGAUCAGACGGCGAUUUGUGUGGGUCCGACGGAGUUGGUGGAGCUUGGUGAUGGAGAUGCUUUGCUGGGGGAGACCAGCUGCCCAUUGAAACCAACCAAAGACAUCCAGUUCAGAUGCUGCUCCUGCGCUCAUGUCACCACAGAUCAUCGACAAAUCCUCAGCCACCUGGUUGCUCAUGGUGCCAAACAACAAAGUGCCAAGGCUCGUAAGAAGUGCGGCAGUGUGGAUCGCAUGAUUCAAACUUCCUUGGACAACAAACCUUAUAAGUGCCAGCUGUGUCCCCGAGCCUUUGCUCACCUCGAUAAUCUGGCUAUCCACAACCGAACGCACACGGGUGAAAAGCCUUACAGGUGCGGGCUGUGCCUGGAAGAGUUUACUUGCCACAAAUAUCUGAUCGAUCACAUUCGAACACAAAAGCAUGAAAAUUGUUACAAAUGCAAGCAGUGUCCCAAAGCGUUUUCUCGGAAGAGCCGUCUGAUUAUCCACAAUCGACUGCAUACUGGCGAAAAGCCUUACAAAUGCAAGCAGUGCCCCCAAGCCUUUAGUUGUAACAGAAGUCUGACCAGACACAAUGAAAGACACACAAUAAGUGGAAAGCUUUACAGGUGUAAGCUAUGUAGGGAAGUGUUUACUCGGUCUGAAAAUUUAACUGAGCACAUUCAAACAUACAAACAUGGAAACCCUUACAAAUGCAAGCAGUGUCUCAAAUCCUUUGCCAAAAAAUGCCAUCUGAUUGCCCACAGUGUAACUCAUGCCAGUGAAAAACCUUACAGGUGUGAGCUGUGCCCCCAGGCCUUUGCUUGGAAGAGUAGUCUGAUCAGUCACAAUCGAACGCACACAGGAGAAAAACGCUUCAAAUGUGAGCUGUGUCCGGAAGGGUUUACUCGACAGGAAAGUCUUGCCAACCACAUAAAAACACACACGGUAAAAAAUCCUUUCGAGUGCAAGCUCUGUUCCAAGGCUUUUGCUCAGAGGAGUGCACUGGUUUUGCACAAUCGAACACACCCAUGUGGAAAACCUUACAGGUGCAAGCAAUGUCCGAGAGCCUUUGCUUGCAAUAGCCAGCUGAUCAAGCACAAUCGAACCCACACGGGCGAAAAGCCUUACAAAUGCAAGGAAUGUCCCAAAGCUUUUGCUAGUAGUAGCAUACUGGCUGCACACAAUCAACUGCACACGGGUGAAAAACCUCACAGGUGCGACCAAUGCCCCAGAGCCUUUACUUGGAAUAGCCAGCUGGUGAAUCACAAGCGAAUCCACACAGGUAAAAAGACAUUCGAGUGCAAGGGAUCUCCCAAAACUUUUGCAGACAGUAGCAUGUUGUCCAUACACAAAUAAGGCGCACAGGGGACAAACCUUACAGGUGUGAGCUGUGUCCCAAAGAGUUUAAGCUGCGCAGAAGCUUGAGCAAGCACAUUCAAAUACACAAAGGUGAAGAUCCUUAAAAUGCAAGCAUUGUCCCAAAUCCUUUCUUUAGAGAAGCGUGCUGAUCUUGCACAGUGAAACACAUGCAGAGGGAAAACUUCCAUGUGCAAGCAGCACCCUAAAGCCUUUGCCUGGAAUAGUCAGUUGAUUAUCCAGAAUCAAACUUGCACAGGAGAAAAGCCUUACAGCAAGGUGUGCCCUCAAGCCUUUACUAUGAAUAGUAAUUAGACUUGAACACACAUGGUUGCAAAACCUUUUAGCUGCAAACUGCCCCAAAGAGCUCACUUGGCAUGAGUAUCUGACCAACCACAUUCAAUGCAUGAAAAGCCUUACUAGUGCAGUGAUGUGAUUGCCCCCAAACCUUUGUUAAAAGCUGUGUCCCAAACCUUUGCUAACAAAAACAUUCACAGUUUAAUGCACAUUUCAUUUCAUUCCAUUUUUAUUACCCUUAAA
Ixodes scapularis (black-legged tick) is the source of this 2844-nucleotide messenger RNA. RefSeq names its product zinc finger protein 883. The transcript is spliced from 3 exons. Gene Ontology annotation, molecular function: RNA polymerase II transcription regulatory region sequence-specific DNA binding; DNA-binding transcription factor activity, RNA polymerase II-specific. Gene Ontology annotation, cellular component: nucleus. Gene Ontology annotation, biological process: regulation of transcription by RNA polymerase II. NCBI's taxonomy places the organism in Eukaryota, Metazoa, Arthropoda, Arachnida, Ixodida, Ixodidae. The record is from RefSeq and is a predicted model, not a curated record. Bases 448 to 2304 code for a protein of 618 amino acids.